UUCACACAAAGCCUUCAGCGAGUCUUUAUCAAAUUCUAAGCUUCAUCAGAUUGAUACUUAUCCAGCGGCUUAAAACAAAUGUAUUAAGUUUCAUGUACACGUAAUAUAUUGCUGUCAUUUACGUGACAUCGCGCGCGCAGGGAACUGCUACCCGGUCCUCGUCGGUAUCGGUGGUCGCGCUUGGAGAUGAGCAGUCCCGAUGCGGGUUACGCCAGCGACGACCAGACCCAGGCAAGGGGUGCGAACUCAGUCAUGAUGCCCAUUAUGGGCCACUGUGCGUGGGGGACCGACCCGCUCAGUCCGCGCACCAUAGACACCAAAGGCGCCAAAGUUGAGUCGUGCGCAGGAGCUCCGGGUCGCGGGAAGAGUGAACCCCGAAUCCGCAGGCCGAUGAACGCGUUCAUGGUUUGGGCGAAGGACGAGCGCAAAAGACUUGCACAGCAGAAUCCGGACCUUCACAAUGCGGAGCUCAGUAAAAUGCUUGGGAAAUCCUGGAAGUCGCUGGCGGUGGCGGAGAAGCGUCCCUUCGUGGAGGAGGCGGAGCGGCUGCGCGUGCAGCACAUGCACGACCACCCCAACUACAAGUACCGGCCGCGCCGACGCAAGCAGGUGAAGCGCAUCAAGCGCCUGGACAACAACUUCCUGCUGCCCGGCUCCUGUGGCCCGUCCGACCCCCAGGCUGUCUCCUCGCUGACCCUGGAGGGCCUGGCCCUGGGCUACCACCAUCCCCAUCACCACCACCACCACCACCACCUACACCACGAGCACGCCAGCUACCCGCUCUCGACACCUCCCGCCGGGCUGGGACAGUACUCCGAGUCCCCGGCUCUGCUGGGGCCCAUGGGGUUCGACGCCUACACUCUGCCCACGCCGCCGGAGUCAUCCCCGCUCGACGGGGUGGAGAGCGAGGGCCUGUAUCUCCAGUCGCACAGCCCGCAGGACGAGUGUGCCUCGCUGCCCCCUGGUUACCACGGCUACCAGUUGUCGAUGUCUGACUACACGUCACCAGCUCAGCAGCAGCAGCCAGUUCACCUCCUGAGCCCUCACGCACAGCAGCAUAGCAGCUCACACACACCACAACAACAACAACAACAACAACAACAACAACAACAACAGCAACAGCAACAGCAACAGCAACAGCAGCAGCACAGUGUGUCACCCUCCGCACAACACCAGCACGCCGCCUCGCAUUCCCAGCAGUCUUUGCAGUCAGGACACAGCCCGCACCCUCAGCAGCAGACGCUGCAACAAGGCGUCACACACGGCCUACAGCAGGGCAGCACCAUGCCCCUGCAGCAUGCCAACCAUGCCACCCACCCCCACCCACACCCACACCCACAUCCACACCCACACCCACACAGCCCUCUGUCCAGCAGCAUCCACACACACGCCAGCCCCCUCUCCCACCCGGGCCCGGCGUUCCACAGGCACCUGGGCAGUCCUCCCGAGGCCGUGCCAUCAAUGGCUGCCCAAUACAUGGGCUGCCCCCCGUCUCUGGGGGUCUUCUAUGGUGGUGGAGGAGGGGUAGCCAAGCGAAUGGCUGAAGGGGGACAACAGCAACAGCAGCAGCAGCAGCAGCAGCAGCAGGGACAGGGACAGCAGCAGGGACAGGGACAGCUCUCCCCUCACGCGGACGCUCACGGAGGUCCGGUCGGGGCCACCAGCUCUGCGGAGCUCCUGGGGGACGUGGACAGCAGUGAGUUUGAGCAGUACCUGCCCUACGGCGCUCCGGACGCCAGCAUGCAGGGCCCCGAGAGCCUGAUCUCCAGCGUGCUGUCCGAUGCCACCACCGCCGUCUACUACUGCAACUACAGCAGUGCCUGAGAUGUACACUGUGUGCACAGUUUGUUUAAAAAGGGCUAGUCGGGAGGACCAACAUGGAAAAAAGGCAACGUCGCUGCAACCAACGUAAGGAAAACCAGAACUAAAAAACAACCAGAAUUCACUUGAACCAAAACAGAGGUAACAUGCUGCAGGGAUAUUUGACAUUGUUUUAUGUUCACAGUGCCUUACAGUAUAUGGGUGUAAUAUUUAAAAAAAAAAAAAAACAAUCUCAUGUGUCAUAAUCUUCUAUUUUGUUUAGUUGGCUCAAUUCAUUAUUUUUUACCGACCCUCACAUGGGUGGUGCAGAACACUGGAGUUAAUGCAGCAUUAGAAUACUACCAAUAUUCACUUAUUCACUGUAUGGCAUGUGGAGAGCCCAAUAAACGACAUAACCGUCUCAAUCACUAUGUAGUGAACCUGAUAGUGAACAAGUGAAUAUUUUUGGAUGUGGGCUGCCUGUGUCAUUCAGACCACUAAUCACCAACGCACUCAGAUCUCCCUCACUCACGUCAAACUGUAUAAGUUGUGGCUAAGGGAGUGUAUGUAAUUAAACAUAAAUGAACAAUGUUUGAUAUGAACAAUCUAACCAUUGUAAAAUUACAGAAAUGCUGUCAGAAGCCGUAAGUGUCAUGUUUUGUAUUUAAAAUGAAAUUUGAAGGGAUUUUUUAAAUAACGGGGCAAUGUGUGUAACAAUUGAUUAAAAUAAAUGAA
This is a messenger RNA of Engraulis encrasicolus (European anchovy), 2535 nucleotides long. RefSeq names its product SRY-box transcription factor 17 (gene sox17). The coding region runs from base 187 to 1824 and encodes 545 amino acids. Gene Ontology annotation, molecular function: RNA polymerase II cis-regulatory region sequence-specific DNA binding; DNA-binding transcription activator activity, RNA polymerase II-specific. Gene Ontology annotation, biological process: vasculogenesis; anatomical structure morphogenesis; angiogenesis. Lineage: Eukaryota; Metazoa; Chordata; Actinopteri; Clupeiformes; Engraulidae. The record is from RefSeq and is a predicted model, not a curated record. The transcript is spliced from 2 exons.